GGAGAGGAUUCAAAACCGCCUUCAGAGAUCGGUUCCUGUGCUCGAAGUAUGGAGGAUGUUAACGGCAGCAAGAAGGAUUUAUCAGCGUCUGCAGUAGUGCCUGUAAAUGGUCACGUGGACCUGAAGACGAGCCUCACUCCGCCUGUUAUCACCCACACGGCUGCCACCCCCAUGGCGGUGCUGAAGUUACCCGUCGGAGGAGACCCCAUCCUGGGCUUCGAGUCCCGAAGAGGCAGCAACGUCUCCAUGGAGCCGGCCUGCUACGACAAAUCACCGACCAGCUCCUCCUCUCCGGCGCCCAUUGGUUGGACGAGCCGUCGCUCCAGCUGGAACAGUUUGAGUCGAGCCCCGUCUCUCAAGAAGAAGCAGCAGCAGUCUGGAGAGCGACGGUCCCUCCUUUCUGGGGAGGGGGGGUCCAGCUCUGAGGAAGGAGAAGGUGGAGGAGGAGGACGUGGUUUGAUGGAAGAAGACAACGCCUCUCUGGUCAGGACCGACUCCAUGUCUCAGAAAGCGCCUCGACACCGGAGGAUGGAGUCGUUGGAGACCAGGAGCUCCAUGGAGUUGCCUCCUGAUGUCCUGCUGCAGGUGCCGAAUCUGCACCGCUCAGCCAGCAUGCUCAGCUCCAGACCCCCCUCUCUGGGUCACCUCCGGAACCCAGAACACAGCGACUGCAACGGGAAGGGCUCUCCUGCAUCAUUGGGUCCCACACAUGUCUCUCUGGAGGACAACACUGAGGACGAGAACGCAGAGGAAGAAGCUAACCUGAGUCUUGUUUCCAGACUGUUCCUCUGGCUGGAGAAGAAGCAGCCUGAUUGGUGCAGACAGAGAGACACCUGGUCAAUGUACCUGUUCCCUCCAGAGUCCAGGUUUCGGAUAGUUUGCACUAGGAUCAUCACCCACAAGAUGUUCGACCACAUCGUGUUGCUCAUCAUCUUCCUCAACUGCAUCACCAUCGCCAUGGAGAGGCCCUACAUCUCCACGGUUGAGAGGAUCUUCCUCAAACUGACCAACUACAUCUUCACCGCCAUCUUCGUGGCAGAGAUGUUCAUAAAGAUCGUGUCUCUGGGUUGGUGCUUCGGGGACAAGUCGUACCUGAGGAGCAGCUGGAACCUUCUGGACGGGAUGCUGGUGAUGAUCUCCGUCAUCGACAUCCUCGUCUCUCUCCUCUCAAACUCCGGCACCAAGAUCCUCGGCAUGCUGAGAGUGCUGCGGCUCCUCAGGACCCUCAGACCCCUACGAGUGAUCAGCAGGGCUCCGGGGCUGAAACUCGUGGUGGAGACUCUGAUGUCGUCGCUGAAGCCGAUCGGGAACAUCGUGGUGAUCUGCUGCGCCUUCUUCAUCAUCUUCGGCAUCCUGGGAGUGCAGCUCUUCAAGGGGAAGUUCUUCAUUUGUCAAGGAGAAGAUAUCGGAAACGUCACCAACAAGUCGGACUGUUUGCAGGCCAACAAGAAGUGGGUCAGACACAAGUACAACUUCGACAACCUUGGACAGGCCUUGAUGUCUCUGUUUGUUCUGGCGUCCAAAGACGGCUGGGUGGACAUCAUGUAUUACGGACUGGACGCUGUAGGAGUUGACCAACAGCCGGUCAUGAACUACAACCCGUGGAUGCUGCUGUACUUCAUCUCCUUCCUGCUGAUCGUGGCCUUCUUCGUGCUGAACAUGUUCGUGGGCGUCGUGGUGGAGAACUUCCACAAGUGCCGGCGCCACCAAGAGGCCGAGGAGGCCAAGCGCAGGGAGGAGAAGAGACUGAAACGCAUGGAGAAAAAGAGACGGAAUUUAUUGGUUCCGGGUUGGGCCCUCUCUGGAGGCACAUUGAAAGAAGCUCAGAGUAAGCCUUACUACUCAGAUUACUCCCCCACUCGCCUGCUCAUCCACAAGCUGUGUACCAGCACCUACCUGGACCUCUUCAUCAGCAUCAUCAUCGGCCUGAACGUCAUCACCAUGUCUAUGGAGCACUACCAGCAGCCCAAGGAGUUGGAGCAGGCGCUGACGAUCUGUAACUACAUCUUCACCCUCAUCUUCGUUCUGGAAGCCGUCUUCAAGCUGGUGGCGUUUGGGUUCAGACGCUUCUUUAAAGACAAGUGGAACCAGCUGGAUCUGGCCAUCGUGCUGCUGUCCAUCAUGGGCAUCACUCUGGAGGAGAUCGAUGGAAACACUCUGCCCAUCAACCCGACCAUCAUCCGCAUCAUGAGGGUGCUGAGGAUCGCACGAG
This is a messenger RNA of Gymnodraco acuticeps, 2212 nucleotides long. RefSeq names its product voltage-dependent T-type calcium channel subunit alpha-1G-like. The record is from RefSeq and is a predicted model, not a curated record. Gene Ontology annotation, cellular component: voltage-gated calcium channel complex; plasma membrane; neuron projection. NCBI's taxonomy places the organism in Eukaryota, Metazoa, Chordata, Actinopteri, Perciformes, Bathydraconidae. Gene Ontology annotation, biological process: neuronal action potential; membrane depolarization during action potential; positive regulation of calcium ion-dependent exocytosis. Gene Ontology annotation, molecular function: low voltage-gated calcium channel activity; voltage-gated sodium channel activity.